Camellia sinensis is the source of this 1497-nucleotide messenger RNA. The record is from RefSeq and is a predicted model, not a curated record. Lineage: Eukaryota; Viridiplantae; Streptophyta; Magnoliopsida; Ericales; Theaceae.
AUGGUAAAGAAACUUCAGGUGGUUUUGAUAAAGGUAAUACGUAACAAGAUCACUAGUCAGCCAAAGGGUUAUGGAUUUGUGGAGUUCAAUUCACAUGCAGCAGCUGAAAGGGUUUUGCAGACAUACAAUGGGACACAAAUGCCUGGAACUGAGCAAACUUUGAGGUUAAAUUGGGCUUCCUUUGGGAUUGGAGAAAGACGCCCUGAUGCUAGGCCGGAGCACUCUAUCUUUGUGGGGGAUUUAGCACCUGAUGUUACAGAUUACUUGUUGCAAGAGACCUUUCGAACUCAAUAUCCAUCUGUUAGAGGUGCCAAGGUCGUGACUGACCCAAAUACUGGGCGCUCAAAGGGAUAUGGUUUUGUUAAAUUUGCUGAUGAAAUGGAAAGAAACCGUGCUAUGUCUGAAAUGAAUGGUGUCUAUUGCUCAACUAGGCAAAUGCGUAUCAGUGCGGCAACACCGAAGAAGACCACUGGCUUUCAACAGCAAUAUGCAGCAGCUAGAGGUAAUAUUCAAUCUUAUUGUAAUAGAACCAAACCUAACUUGCAAAUUGACAAGGAGAAUGAUAUUAAUAACACUACAGUUUUUAUUGGAAACCUGGAUCCCAAUGUCACAGAAGAGGAACUGAGGCAAAUAUUUUUGCAGUUUGGGGAAAUUAUCUAUGUGAAGAUCCCCACAUCAAGAGGAUGUGGUUUUGUGCAGUUUACAGCUAGGGCAUCUGCUGAAGAAGCAAUCCAAAGGAUGCAGCGAACAAUGAUUGGUCAACAAGCGGUCCACCUUUCUUGGGGCAGGAGUCCAACAGCUAAACAGGAAUUACCUGGUGUUUGGAGUCAGCAAGCAGAUCCAAGUCAAUGGAGCAGCACCUAUUAUGGUUACGGACAAGGUUAUGAUGCCUAUGGUUAUGGGACUACACAUGAUCCUUCAUUAUAUGCAUAUGGUGCAUACCCUGGUUACGCGCAGUACCCUCAACAGGUAUGACGCUUUUAAAGAACAUUGUUUUUUCCCUUUUGCUGGAUGUGCUGUCCAGAUUGCAAUCUAGAUAACAUACAACUGGACUGUUUUUUGAUGCCUUAUUUGUAGGAAAGUUAAAAAAAAAAAAAUCAUUUAUUAUAUACUUAGUUGUGGAACAAUUAAAAGCAUUGUAGGACACAGACCAAAACUAUUAAACCUUGUUUUUCCUCGCAUUUUGUGAUGAGGAUAUUUGAAGGAGAAAAGGAACUGUUCAACUCAGGAUUGAGAAUUUUUUUUAGAUAUUGGAUGGCCGGAGCCAAAAAAAAAAGGGAAACAAAAACAACUAAAAGAGGGGCUGUUAUCUCAGUAUUUGCGACCUGAUUGAUAGAUGAGGAAAUAGCUUCCUUGGCCAAUAGAUUUGUGCAUCUGUUAGCUUCUCUCCAAACCAACACCAGCUGACACUGCCGUUCUUUAUGCACGAGCUCUGCAAUGUUAUUGCAAAUAUUUAAUUGGGUUUCAUCAAGCUAUGUUUCAAAUUGUUAUGCUAGA